Molecule: messenger RNA, 1059 nt
Organism: Medioppia subpectinata
Lineage: Eukaryota; Metazoa; Arthropoda; Arachnida; Sarcoptiformes; Oppiidae
Source: the annotation of a GenBank genome assembly
AUGGUUGGCUUCAGUGCCGACCGGUUUGUGGACCUCUCGGGUGAUCACCCGUUAGUAUUGUCGGCCGAAGACUUUACGUGUGGUAUUUGUUUGCAUGUCUUCAACAACGCUGUGGACACACAAUGCGGACACACCUUCUGCUACCACUGUCUCCAUCGAUGGCUCUCAAGAGCCGAUCAUAAGACACACGCUCUCAAAGAUUGUCCCGAAUGUCGACAAAUAUUGGCCACAAGAAAGCGGCCGCUAAGAGAGUCGGUGACCGACGCGACAGUUAUGCUCAUCAGUGGUCUGGAGAUACCGUACACUCCGUGUCGACGACUCAACUCUGUUAUCGAUAAGUUGCGGAUCAAAUGCCAGUACGAGUGGAACGGAUGUCCCGAAGUGUGUCCACUCGAGUCACUUCUGGCGCAUCAGAUGUCGUGCGAACACCGGAAGUGUCGCGAGUGUUGUCUACCGGCGGGUCUGAGCGCUGAAGACCACAAUUGCGUUCAGUUGUUGGCCAGAGAUCGCAACGAAUGGAUCCGCAAAUAUAAAGCUGUCUUAAGAGAGAAACAAGAGAUGAGCGAAGAGUUGACGCAAUUGUCGGCCCAAAUGGACUCUUUGGCCGAAACACACGCUCUGCCAAAUAGAUCGGCGAUCCAUAGCGUUCUGUUCGGCAAAUUCAUGACAACCGGUCAGUCCAUUGAGUUCACCGAAGAGGCCAUAAGAUUGACGAAUAUAAUAACAGAGAACAGCUCAACAACUUUUAAACACAAUGUUGUCAUUCAAUACGUAGAUCUCCAGAGUAUGUCCAUCUGUGCCGACCCAUCGUUGCCGCUGAUGGCCAUUAAGCCCAACAGCGAGUGCGCCCUUAAGAUUGUCAACUGGCUAUCAAUCGCACCCUUUUUAUUGGACGUCGAGUCUAAAGAUAAGAGUCGUAUUGUAAUUGUAUUUAAAUACAUAUUCACUGAUUUGUUUGCCAUUCAAGUGAUCAAUAGAUGUAAACUUUUGAACAGCGAGUGUAAGUGUAAGACAAUCGGUGCCACAGAAGCGCAGUCUCUAUUGGACGGCAGGACGUAA